Dunckerocampus dactyliophorus (ringed pipefish) is the source of this 1352-nucleotide messenger RNA. RefSeq names its product natterin-3-like. Bases 138 to 1298 code for a protein of 386 amino acids. The record is from RefSeq and is a predicted model, not a curated record. Lineage: Eukaryota; Metazoa; Chordata; Actinopteri; Syngnathiformes; Syngnathidae. The transcript has 3 exons.
AGAGCCAUGCAGGAGUUUGUUUGAGCUGCACUGAUCAAUGUUUUAUUUGGAGGAGGGCGGGUCAAAGUCAAGCAUCAAGAGAAAAGUACAUAUUGGUGACUACUGGUAGGUUGACAGCACACCCGUUUGGACCGGAGAUGAAGCUGCCGGUUUUGCUGCUGCUGGCCCUGCCGGCUCUGACUUCUCCUCGCCGUCCAGGUUGCCAUGAACCCUUACCGGUGCUGGACCCGGCUCUGAAGGACAUAGUUCCAGACCCAUCAGUUCACUCGCCCAAUCAAGCUUAUGUUGUGACUCCGGACAUCGCCAAAGCUAUGGCUUCAUCGCCGUCUGCCGAGUUUAACGGAACCAACCUGGUGUGGCAGCAGUGGACGGGGUCGGUCCCCGCCUACACAGUGUCCAUUUACAACGGAUACAUGAGUCGCUGGGACUAUGUGUGCAAAUACAGGUGCGCAUCAGGUUAUUAUAACCCUGACGUAGGUGCUUACUGCAUUUUCCCCUACGGCGGCAAAGCUCUCCAAGAAGCUGAUUUCUACUUGCUGGUCAACAAAGACAACUUUGAGAUUCUGGAGUGGAAGGAGGGCGCCUUCGGUUCGGUGGCCUGGAAUGCGGUCAAGACGUGCGAGGAGGAGGACGUAUACGUGGGCAAGAAUGAGUACGGUCUGGGGAAGGUGGUGGUCAGUCAUCGAGUCUUUUACUUACCCUACAAUGGAUGGGAGUACCAUUACGAAAAACCAUACCAGUUCCUGGUCAUCCAUGAGGAUGUGGAGAGCGAGCUCCUGACAAAUGUGAAGUACCACACAAAGGGCAUCCCGGUGGUGGCACAUCCCCCUGAGUCACUGAAGAACGACAGCGUCUCAAACUCAGCUUGCGAUGAAGCCAUGCUCUCAGACACUCUGACAAAGAGCACCAAGAUGGAACACAAAUGGGAAAACAACUACAGCCUCUCAUUGGCCGGGAGCACCAGCAUCACCACCAAGAUCCCCUUCAUCACCUCAGCAGGCAUUCAGUUUAGCAUGGAGGCCACCGUGAUGUUCACCACAGGGACCACCUACAGCGAGACCACCUCACACACCAUCAAGGUGCAGACCCCAGUCCCUGCCGGCCACUCGUGCAUCAUCCACAUGAUGGGCAAGAAAUACGGAGCAGACAUCCCGUACACCGCCGAACUGAAACGCACCUACAACAACGGCGAGACCAAGUGGACCACCAUCACCGGGACCUACAAGAGCAUCCAGAUCUCAGAAGUCCAGGCUGUGGUGGGCCGCUGUGAACCUCUGCCAAACGUCAAGCCUUGUUAGAACACAGCGCACGUUGCUUUUGUGUCAAACCACAAUGAAAAAUUAACAACACUU